AUGACGACAUCAGUAAACGAAGAACGAAUAAUUCAUCAAUAUAAUUCAGAUUCUACAACAUGCGAUCUAUUCAAACAAAUGGAACCUGAAUUCCAUCGUUACUGUACAAUGGGCGAAUGGCGUCAUAAUCAUCAGUUACCGUCGUUUGAAAUCUCACGGGAAUAUAUUCAAACAAAAAUCUAUCCAAAACUGCAGCAACAAUCAGAGAAAUUAGCACAACAAUUAGCAAUUUCUACAAUUCGUCGUGUAAAAACUGAAGAACGUUGGGCAUGUCAACAAAAUCGUUUGACCUUAUCACGAUGUUUUGUUGAACUAUUUUUUAGUCGUCAAAUACGUCGUGGACCAAUACCAGUUGAAGAAGAUCAAAUUAAAUUACGUGAAAAAGUAAUUACAAAUGGCAUAAAAAGUGGUCUACAAUUUUCAAUAUUAAUGCUACCUAAUCGGGAUGAAAAUUUGGCUAAAAAUGAUGGUCAUCUUCCAGAUUUAGGUGAAAUAUUGUCGCUUGUUAAAUUAUGGUCAAUUGUUCGUGCCAUGUUUCUUAUUAAAGAUUAUUUUAUUCAACAAAUACUAGUCAAAUUAUUUAGGAAAAUAUUUGAAAAAAGUAAAAUUGAAACAAUUUAUGAUAUAGAACGAUUACUAGGAGAAAUGUUAACACUGAGAACAUCACCGAUCAUAUCAGUGGACGAUGAAUUUGAUAUAAUAAAUUAUUUAAUUAUAAAAUUAUUAUCAAAUAGAAAAUAUUCGAAAUACACCACCAAUCUUCGACAAAUGUAUGAUGAAUUAAUGCCAUAUGAAAUUAAAAAAAUUGAAAAAGUUGAACUUUUAAUUAUUGAAUUAGUUAAACAUCAGAUAACAUUGAAAUGGUUAUUUGAAACAGUUCAACAAUUGCUUUCCAUUGAACAAAAUUCAAUUGAAAUUAUUGUUGUACAAGAUGCUCAUCGUUAUACUUGUUAUGAUACAGAUAAUAGACAACAUAUUUAUGAAUAUACUCAAGCUUUAAAUCAAAUUGUUCAACAAAUGAAUCUUCAGCAAUAUAUUAAAUUAAUUUCACACAAUCAAUUGGAGAAAGAUAGUGAAGAGAAUAAAAUAUUUCAAAUUCAACGUCAACAACUCUAUGAUGAACAAUAUUUUAAAUUGAUAAAACCAUUUAUAGAAUCAAAAUCAUCCGUUCUUCAAGCAAGUAUAUCCCGUGAUAAAUUUCGAGCAAAAAUCGAAGAAUUAUCAUUGAAUGAAAAUAUUGUUGAAUUGAUUGAACCAGUUUUACACGGUCGUUUACAUCCAGAAUUAAUUGACGCACAUUUAUCACCUAUUCAAGAAUUAAAAUUUUUAGCACAAAUUUAUGAAGUUUCUCAAGAUAAUGAUACAGAAAAACUUCGACAAGAAGUUUUAUUUUCAUCUUUGAUAAAUGCUAUUAAAUAUAUUUGUUCAUAUGAAACACAAACAUCAACAAAAAAUUAUUUAAAUUUAGAUGAUAUUGAAUUUCUUUUACCAAAAUCUAUUCGAUUAAGUAUACAUAAUAAACCAUUUCAUCAAACACGAGUACAAUUUUUAAUCAAAACUAGUUCCAAUUUACAUCGACAGCCAUGGCAUGGUACGGUAACAUUGAGACGAAGUCAAAAAAAACAUUUUGUAUUUGAUAUACAAUUAAGUUUACUAUAUAAACUCAACAAGUAUAUUCCAGUUUUUGUCACUUCCUCUUUAUCCACAACUGAUGAUUAUUUUUCAAAACUAGCGAAAAAUAUUCAACCAAUUAUGUGGGUGCAUCCUGAUCUUAUUAAAGAUUAUGAUCAACAAUUUAAUGGUGAAAUGUUGUUAAGCAAACUGUUAUUCGACGAUGAUCAUGUAAAUAACCUUAGAAUUUAA
Messenger RNA from Didymodactylos carnosus, 1863 nucleotides. The record is from the annotation of a GenBank genome assembly. Lineage: Eukaryota; Metazoa; Rotifera; Eurotatoria; Philodinida; Philodinidae.